Amaranthus tricolor (Joseph's coat) is the source of this 1597-nucleotide messenger RNA. RefSeq names its product serine/threonine-protein phosphatase PP2A catalytic subunit. Gene Ontology annotation, cellular component: cytosol. The record is from RefSeq and is a predicted model, not a curated record. The transcript has 11 exons. Gene Ontology annotation, biological process: mitotic cell cycle; peptidyl-serine dephosphorylation. Bases 233 to 1174 code for a protein of 313 amino acids. NCBI's taxonomy places the organism in Eukaryota, Viridiplantae, Streptophyta, Magnoliopsida, Caryophyllales, Amaranthaceae. Gene Ontology annotation, molecular function: protein serine/threonine phosphatase activity.
UGAUUGAUCAAAACCGAGGGUUUCCUAUUUUCCAUUCUCCCUCCACCACCCACAUCUCUUUCUCUCUCCUUCAUUUUCUCUCUCUUUCCCUUACCUUACUUUCUCUCCCCUCCAUUCUUUAUCCCUUUCUCUCUCUAACAUUUUCUCUCUCUUCACGGAGAAAAAUCUACGGUGACGUCAAGGUGUAGGGAUAUCGGUAGGGGUUGGUAGAGAUCUGGUAGGGAUUCCCAAGAUGAGCUUCGAUCCAGUUUCUUCUAACUCUCAUCACAAUCUUGAUGAGCAGAUCGCUCAGCUUAUGCAGUGCAAACCUCUUUCCGAACAAGAGGUUAGGGGAUUAUGCGAUAAGGCCAAGGAAGUAUUGAUGGAUGAAAGCAAUGUUCAGCCAGUGAAAAGUCCUGUGACAAUUUGUGGUGACAUCCACGGGCAGUUUCACGACCUUGCAGAGCUUUUUCGCAUUGGAGGGAAGUGUCCAGAUACAAAUUACUUGUUCAUGGGUGAUUAUGUUGACAGAGGAUAUUACUCGGUGGAAACGGUAACGCUCCUAGUUGCGCUUAAAGUUCGCUAUCCGCAAAGGAUAACAAUCCUUAGAGGGAAUCACGAAAGUCGUCAGAUUACUCAAGUGUAUGGGUUCUAUGAUGAAUGCCUACGGAAGUAUGGAAAUGCCAAUGUCUGGAAGACCUUCACAGAUUUGUUUGAUUAUUUUCCGUUGACUGCCUUGGUUGAAUCCGAAAUAUUUUGCUUGCAUGGUGGACUGUCACCUUCCAUUGAAACACUUGAUAAUAUACGAAAUUUCGACCGUGUCCAAGAAGUGCCUCAUGAGGGACCUAUGUGUGAUCUCUUGUGGUCCGACCCUGAUGACCGUUGUGGUUGGGGUAUAUCACCCAGGGGAGCUGGAUACACUUUUGGCCAAGACAUUUCUGACCAAUUUAACCAUACCAAUAACCUAAAGCUGAUUGCCAGAGCUCAUCAACUGGUGAUGGAGGGAUUCAACUGGGCUCAUGACCAAAAAGUGGUAACCAUUUUUAGUGCACCUAACUACUGUUAUCGGUGUGGAAAUAUGGCAUCCAUCCUGGAAGUUGAUGACUGCAAAGGUCACACAUUUAUUCAGUUUGAACCGGCUCCAAGAAGAGGAGAACCUGACGUCACCCGGAGGACACCUGAUUAUUUCCUGUGAGUUGAAGUUGCCAAUGACGAGAUGGUUUCUGGUGGUGAAAAGCCUCCUACCUGAUCCUAUGUUAUUGAGCAAUAUUUCACGGAUUAGGUUGGUUAAUUCUCCUGUGGCGAUGAAUGGAUUGUUUUGUCACAUUUGAUACAGCAGAUAGUCUUCUUUUCAGUUGAUGCUUCUUGAUUACGGUAAAUUUCGCGAAUGAAGAAGCUUAUGGAGCUUGUAGGAGGAUAUGUACCGAUUUCCAGCAAAACUUUGUGGUAUCUUUUACGCCAAAUUUUCUUUGCUUUUUCGGUCCUUUUUGGCCUUUUUAAAAAAGUUAUGUUAAUUUUUUUGUUUAUUCAAUGUAGAAGAAUGGUUGUUUGUGGGGAGGGUUAUGUAGAGAAACAAAUAGUUGAUUUCCUAUUUCGAUGGGUGCUUUAUAUUAUUAUA